UUACAACGAGCAAGUAGUAAUCCGGCUAGUGUUAGUCUGCUGCACCUGUGAAAAAUAAUUUAACCAGUCAGCUUCAGCAAUAAUUAAUUUCGGAAAACUUACAACUGGCGGGGGGAAGCAACGUGCUCAUGAACAAUUCUACUGUACUUACACACCCUUACUACUUGUCCCCUAGAUUGUGUCUAGUGAUUUUGAUGUGUUCUACCAUCAACUGCCCCAGUCUAGGUGACCAAUGUGAAGUUGUGAUUUCUUUUAAAAAGCGCAGAUCUGACCUAACCAAACUGAACUGCACAAUGGAAUCCAUCAGACAGGCCAUUGUCGACAAUGCACGCCCAGUCCCAGGCGCUACAUGUUUUUAAAUGCACACUUUGUACAUCAUGGCUUUCGUGCACAGCCAUAAUCUUAAAAACAAAAAUAUGACCAGAUAUGCUGCGCCUGUCUUAAAAUAAGUCCACAUUUGGGAUAACUAUACCGGAAUCUUCCAGACAGUCGCCUUAUUACACACGCAGAAGGAAUACCACGGAUCAGGGCCCAGGCUGAAGUGGGGGGUAAUGCCCUCGAGUGAAGUGCCACGUUAACUUUAUAAGUAACUUGUGAACUGUGAGUUUGCCUUGUAAAAAAAUAAGGAAUAGGCCUAACUUCACUUCAAAGUUCGACGAAUAAUUGGCAGAAUGCCCAAGGGGAAAGGACUGGAAAAAAUAGACGGAAGUGUAUUGUUCUUUUGGUACACAUUUCUCAGAAAGCCAUUUAUUUGGAAAUUGCACAAUAACACUCAGCAGUCACCGAAGAUGUGAAAGUGGUAUUGCAACAUUGAAUACGAAUUAUAAUGGCCGCAAAGCAAACAAAUAUGGCUCGCUGGCAAAUGGUCGUAACUUCCUGGCACUUGAGAACAAUUCCUAUGUAGUUUUCCCAGCUAUUUUGUAUCUUCUCGGUUGAACAACAAACAGGAAACGUCUGUGCCAUAAAUUUGAUUGCCAUGUCCUUUUGCCAGUGGAAACGCGUGCAAUACACAAAUCUAACCAAUUGUUGCAAAGAAGAAGGGAGGAACUUCCUGUGCGUGACGCAAAUUUCACGGUCAAGCUUUCAAGCCCCACCUUUUGUGUUUCCCGCACCGUCAAUCAAAAUAGAAAAAAUCAACCCGAAUACCCCUUCGGAGCCCGCCUUUGAUUAAAGCAAUCAUGUUUGGAGUUUAAAUGAACAUUAAUCCUUCCAAUUUUUACCUUUCACGCUAUGACUGGUACGUAACAUUUAACCCGAUCGAAGCGUACCAUCACCGGUGAGUUUGCAUUACCAUUAGCAAGCAAGCUAAGUCUUUAAUCUUUUUCAGCAGCUAAACUAGCAGUUGUAUAGCUAGCUACCUAGCUAGCAACUCUUUAACAAAGUAAAUUGUUGAGAGCUGAGAGCUAUGCACUCUUUGUUCUGAUGCCGCGAUUGCAGAUACAGUUGCAACACACUAGUUCUCACUUUUUUCUCUUUACUCGCCAUCUUGCUGGAUGCAAUCAGCGGGAAAGUGUUUGUUCAGUUCAGUUUUCCUCUCCCUGUUUGUCUUUAGCCCCAGAACAGCCAGUUAAACAGAAGGAAAUGGCUGCCUUGGACGUGGACAGCAGUCAAAGCGACUUUCUGCAGAACGCCAGCGGCGGCCAGGAGCAGACGACAGAUCUGACGUCCAUCCAGCUCACGGGCUCGGCAGACCGCUGGGAGGUGCUGACCCCUGUCAGUAACACCGCCACCACCGCCGCUGGCAUGGUGACCUGCUCCAACGGCCAGUACGUACUGCAAGGCAUGCAGAGUCAGCCCAUCUUCGUAACAGCGGGCGCGGGAGACGGCACGGGCACCAAUGGCCUGCAGUACCAGGUCAUCCCCCAGCUCCAGACGGCAGACGGCGGGCAGCUCAGCUACACCCAGACGGCGACGACGGUGGACGGCACGACGAUAGGUGCCGCGCAGUCGCUGGAGGACCUCCAGAUCCUGCCCGCCGACGCCGCCACCCAGGCCGGCCUGGCGUCGCAGAUCCAAGGGGUCUCGUUCGGCGGGCAGGCCGGCGCCGCGCAAGUGCUCACCAACGUGGCCGGUCUGCCCGGAAACAUCACCUUCGUGCCCAUCAGCAGCUUGGACCUGGAGUCUCUGGGGCUAGCGGGCGCCCAGGCCCUCUCUGCCAGCCUGACGCCCGACGGGCAGCUCAUCAUGACGGCCCCGGGCGGUGCCGAGGCGGGCGCGGUGUCGCUGGUAGGUGGCGCCGGUGGUGACGGCUCGGACAAAGUAGGCGCCGCGCCUGGCCAAGUGGUGACGCUCGCCGAUGGCACCACCGCCGUCACCGCCACCGGCGGCUCCGUGGACAUGUUUGUGCCAAACUCUACGUCGUCGUCGUCGGUGGUGGCGCCGCAGACCACCACGGUGACGUCGUCGCUGCCGGAGACGAUAGACGGCACAGGUGUGCUGACGCAAGCCACCGCCGUGUCGCUCGGGCAACAGGACCCCUCGGCGGCCAUCCCGGCGGACGCCUACCUCCAACAGAACCACAUCGCCAUCUCCAGCGGCGGCACCGUCGUGUCCUCCGACGCCCUCCAGGUCACCACGGCGUCCACCGCCGCUACCCAGCAGCCCCAGCUCAUCCAGGUGCAGACGGCGGACGGGGUGACCACGGCGCCGCAGGCCAUGCAGAGCGUGCAGCUCAUCAACCCGGGCACCUUCCUCAUCCAGGCCCAGACCGUCAGCCCCACGGGCCAGAUCCAGUGGCAGACCUUCCAGGUGCAGGGCGUGCAGGGCCUGCAGAACCUGCAGCUGGGCGGAGCGGGGCUGGGGAACGGCGGCGUCACGCUGGCCCCCGUGCAGACGCUGCAGCUGGGGCAGGGGGGAGCGGUGGGCGCUGGGCAGAUCCCCAACCUGCAGACGGUCACCGUCAACUCCAUCGCCCAGUUUCAGCAGGAGGACACGGGCAGCCCGUCAGACAUCCACAUAAAGGAGGAGCCGGACUCGGAGGACUGGCAACUGAGUGGCGACUCCACGCUCAACGCCAGCGACCUGUCCAACCUGCGCGUCCAAUUGGGCGACGAGGACUCGGAAGGGGCGGGGCCAGAGAGCAAGCGGUUGCGCAGGGUGGCUUGCACGUGCCCCAACUGCAAGGAGGCCGGGGGAAGGGGGUCGAACAUGGGCAAGAAGAAGCAGCACAUCUGCCACAUUCCGGGCUGCGGUAAGGUGUACGGCAAGACGUCGCACCUGCGCGCCCAUCUGCGCUGGCACUCGGGGGAGCGGCCCUUCGUCUGCAACUGGAUGUUCUGCGGCAAGAGGUUCACACGCAGCGACGAGCUGCAGAGACACCGGAGAACACACACCGGGGAGAAGAAGUUUGUGUGUCCGGAGUGCUCCAAGCGCUUCAUGCGGAGCGACCACUUGGCCAAACACAUUAAAACUCACCAGAACAAAAAGGGCCUGUCGGGUUCGGGCGCAGCGGGGAUGGCACCGCUGUCAGAGGCCGACCUAUCAGGGGACAGCAUCAUCACCACGGGGGGCGGGACCACGCUCAUCCUGACCAAUCUGCCACAGGGCGCCACCCCCGAGCUCCUGGCCGGCUCGGAAAUCCCCCUGCAGCUAGUCACCGUGUCGGCCAGCGAGGUCAUGGAGUGACCUUGACUUUGACCCCUUUCACUCUUUGACCCCCUCACCACCCGUCUGUACCCCGACCCCGACCCCUGACCCGACACCCACCCCCUCUCCCCCCUUUCACAGCUCACCGGCUUUUCACUAUCAAUUUUUUAUAUAUAUACAUAAUAAAUAUAUAUAUAUAUUUUAAAAAAGAAUUAUUAUCCGUCUAUGUUCAAUAGCAGUUUUUUUUACAAAGCAGUGCAAAAAAAAACAACAGUGACCUAUAAUGAUGUUCCAUUCCUUGUACUCUUCUCUCUUUCUCAUAAGACGAAGUUAAACGCUGGCCCACGAGACAUUUACACAAAACACACACACACACACACACAAGUAUAUACGCGCAAAACUCAACGAAAUGCCUUAUUUUGUACCGUAAUCUGUAGUAUAUAAUGCUGGAGUUGCAUGUUUAUUUUUCUUUGGCUCUUUUUGUUGUUGUUCAUUCUGUAAUUGUAUAAAGACGAAUGGAGAAUGAUCAUUUGUGGGAUUGUAUAUGGAUUGAUUGAGUGUAGAGUGAAUGUGAGCGUGUGUGCUUGAGUGGAUGAGGGAGCGUGUGUGUUUGCGUUUGUGAUUAUGAUGAGCGUUAUGGUACACGAGGGAUGUCAGGUGUGUGUGUCUGUGUGUCUGUGUGUGAGCGAGAGAAUGCGUCUGUAGAAUGGGAUUCAGGGAUCGGGUCUGUAGAGGUAAAUGAAGUGGCUUUGUCUCUGGGAAAAGAAUGGUUCUGUUUGUCCAUACGGGCCUCCAUUGACAGAAUGUGUCUUUGUGUUUCAGCUUCUGCACACACACUUUUUUUUUCUAGGUUUAAUCGUUUAUGAUUUCACAUCAAAUGACAACCCAAAUGUGGCAUAAAGAGCUCUUUUUUUCUUUAUUUUCAUUAUUCUUAUUUUAAUUUGAAAGGAAUUCUCUUGUCAUGCAAAUGAGAGUUAACUUGAAGAUUCUUUCCCCUCAUGUGGCAAAACAAUCAUGUGUCUAAAUGUUUUUGUACGUAUGGUUACUUUUAUUUUUCUUUAUCUGUAAAGUCCACCAUAUGCCUGUGUGUCAUGAAUCAUAUGUAUACCCCAUCAUCUCUCUCUCUCUCUCUCUCUCUCUCUCUCUCUCUCUCUCUCUCUCUCUCUCUCUCUCUCUCUCUCUCUCUCUCUCUCUCUCUCUCUCUCUCUCUCUCUCUCUCUCUGACUGAGACCCUUAAUAUUUACAGUCACCAUUUGUAGUUUAAAGAAAGCAAUUCUGUUGUAUCAAAGCUACUUUUAUUUUAAUUACUUUUUUGAACAUGUGUAAAAUUUGAAUGUUACUUUUUUGUACAUCAUUUUUUGUUUUCGUUUUUUUCAAAUGGAACACAAUUAAAGUCCAAAAUUCUUACUAUGGAAAGGGGUUGCAUUUUAGUGAGUCCUUACAAUUUACCGGCUAAUCAGAUACAGGUUGGCUACCCAAAAGGUCUGUUAAUUCUUGUUUGACCUUCUGACAGGUUUAAAAUGCAGUAUAUUUUUUGCCUGCGUGACAGCAAGUCUGUUCAGCUCCAUUGUAAGCUAACAGACACCUCAAUAUCCUUAAUAUCCAGGAUUAAUGAUGUUCACUCUACUCUCUACAUCCCAAUUACAAAUGAGAGAACGACUUUUAAAUUGUGUUUUUGUAAGGUAUUCACUAACAGUUUUGAUCAUAGAUGACGUCGAGCCACAUGUCUUGAGGAUGGGGGCCAGAGGAAAUGAUUAGAGGACAGAGGAUGCCUUCC
Messenger RNA from Engraulis encrasicolus (European anchovy), 5362 nucleotides. RefSeq names its product transcription factor Sp3-like. The transcript is spliced from 6 exons. The record is from RefSeq and is a predicted model, not a curated record. Gene Ontology annotation, molecular function: RNA polymerase II cis-regulatory region sequence-specific DNA binding; DNA-binding transcription factor activity, RNA polymerase II-specific. Gene Ontology annotation, biological process: regulation of transcription by RNA polymerase II. Bases 1423 to 3624 code for a protein of 733 amino acids. Lineage: Eukaryota; Metazoa; Chordata; Actinopteri; Clupeiformes; Engraulidae.